Guyanagaster necrorhizus is the source of this 540-nucleotide messenger RNA. RefSeq lists its product as uncharacterized. The record is from RefSeq and is a predicted model, not a curated record. Lineage: Eukaryota; Fungi; Basidiomycota; Agaricomycetes; Agaricales; Physalacriaceae. The transcript is spliced from 3 exons. Gene Ontology annotation, cellular component: mitochondrion. The coding region runs from base 18 to 434 and encodes 138 amino acids. Gene Ontology annotation, molecular function: structural constituent of ribosome.
UCUUUCUACCGCCAGCCAUGCUAUGGACGCUAGCGCGACGUGACCUAGCAAGCCUAAUCAAGCGGGCGAUACCCGCUUCGAAUACGCCUCCCUCAUUGUCGAAGAAUCCCGGUAACUUAUACGAGGUCCUCUCCCGGACACCACUAGGCGGUGUGGGCAGGCAUGUAUACCAGACACGGUGGACGAGCAAGAAGAUACCAGAUUGCUACUGGAAGGUCACCAAGACACAGUUCAAGUGCGAGGGAAAGCAUGGCAAAGCAUGGGGGUUGCUCUUCUGGAAGGGAAAACAGGUCAGCGAACAGCCGGAACGGAUAAGAGGUAGUCUGAAGUACUCAUGGAACGAGGGUCGCUCAGAGGGCAUAUGGGACUACGAAAAUCUAAAUACCAAGCCCACGAAAAAGGCUAAACCUAAAACUAACGCUAGUGGUUAUUGAUUUCAGAUCUAUGCGUGAUCCAGUGACAAGCGUAAAUGAAAGUAAUAUGCUUAAGAUGGGUUCAUAUACAUUCUCUGUUCAUAUUGUGAUACCACGGUAGGUGAGG